CUGCGCAGUGUUCCAUUGCGCAGGCCUCCGGCAGAAACACGCGCAGUGCACCAUGGGACUUCCUUUUGCUCCGAAGCCAUAUUGGAGUACACUCACGGUUGGCUAGCCCGGACUAAACAGCCAAAAUGGUGGCCGCAAAGAAAACGAAAAAGUCCAUGGAGUCCAUCAACUCCAGACUCCAGCUGGUGAUGAAGAGUGGAAAAUAUGUCCUGGGCUACAAGCAGUCUCAGAAGAUGAUCCGACAGGGAAAAGCCAAGCUGGUCAUCCUGGCCAACAACUGCCCAGCCCUCAGGAAGUCUGAGAUUGAGUACUAUGCCAUGCUGGCCAAGACCGGUGUCCACCACUACAGUGGGAACAACAUUGAGCUUGGCACAGCCUGUGGAAAGUACUACAGGGUGUGCACACUGGCGAUCAUUGAUCCCGGCGAUUCUGACAUCAUCAGGAGCAUGCCAGAUCAGCAGCAGCAGGCUCAGUAGAGCGGACCCCACCCCAUUGUUAUAAAUAAAGUUGUGUAAGACAG
Sphaeramia orbicularis (orbiculate cardinalfish) is the source of this 520-nucleotide messenger RNA. It is a transcript of the gene rpl30, whose product is annotated as ribosomal protein L30. Bases 126 to 476 code for a protein of 116 amino acids. Lineage: Eukaryota; Metazoa; Chordata; Actinopteri; Kurtiformes; Apogonidae. Gene Ontology annotation, cellular component: cytosolic large ribosomal subunit. The record is from RefSeq and is a predicted model, not a curated record. The transcript is spliced from 5 exons. Gene Ontology annotation, molecular function: RNA binding; structural constituent of ribosome.